Molecule: messenger RNA, 2250 nt
Organism: Wyeomyia smithii (pitcher-plant mosquito)
Lineage: Eukaryota; Metazoa; Arthropoda; Insecta; Diptera; Culicidae
Product: J domain-containing protein DDB_G0295729-like
Exons: 1
Coding region: 1-2250 (749 amino acids)
Source: RefSeq, a predicted model, not a curated record
AUGAGGAUGCCAAAGUUGAGACGCUUCAAGCAGUGGAAUGGCGGCUCCAUCCUGAAUCUUAGCCAGCUAACCAGUUUGACUUCACGCAGCCGAAAUGUUGGUACGGUUGCAUCCGCUGCCGCCAUCGGCGGCUCAAAGAAACCCACACGACGUUCGGAAAUUUCCACCGUUUCUGGUUCCAUACAUCUACCGGCACUUCCGAGCAAUAAAUCCGUCAGCAGUGGUGGAUACGGCCUGUACGCACUGAAGUGCGAUCGAAGUGCCGCGAAGCGCGGCAUUUUGUUGAAUUUACCCAGAAAAUUAACCAGCGGAGGUCCUCCCCAUCAGCCCGCCACGGAAGUGAUGGUGCAUGAAAAAUUUUCUCCUUGCAAGCGGAACUACGGGACGGUUGAGCCACCACCGCGCCGCAAGAGGUUUCGAAAGCGGCAGCUGGAACAACAACAACAGCAGCAGCAGCAGCUGGAGCUGCAGCAAGAAACUCAGUGGCGUUCGACCGGUCCGAUUUAUUUCGGCGAUCGUUUGCUCGAGCGGAACCGCAGCGAGCUGUUUCGGAUUGCCGAGCGGGGAUCGAGCGAAAACUUGGACGCCCGCCGAUCGAAACUUCCUCCGCCAGCCCGGCGGUUGGUUAGCGACGGGAAGACGCGAUCGGUCGAGAAUAUACUGACGCUCAGAAGUUGCUGCCCGGCGGCCGAAACCGACGACAGCGAAGGCGAACGGCAGGUGAGUUCGCUGCGGGUGGAACGACGUUCCGACUGGCGGGAGGUUCGACCGCGUAGCCUGAGGUACAGUGAAAGUGUCGAGAGUGAAGCGGAGGACGUGGGCCGGCUGCCGGAAAAGGUGCUUCCGGUCAAAGGGAAGCUCAAGAAAGCAAGCGAUUUCUCGAUUGAUAAUAGUUCGGAUGAGAUUGAGGUUAGGUUUCGUAACACUGGCAGUACGGAAAGUGAAGAUUUUAGCAGCGUGACUGUGCCACUACCCACUCGGGUGGUAACUUUGAAACAGGAGAGUGUGAAGGUGAAACCGAAGCUACCGGAGAGACCUCCACCGAAGAAACCGGUUGAGCAGGUUGUCCGUUCCAAAGAGCCAGUAGAAACGUUCAGACCACUAGCGGAGGUACUGCAGGAAUCACUGAAGAGUUCCGAACUGAAACGAAAGUGGAUCAACGAUUUCCUAACCGAGAGUGACGAAGAAUCAGCCAAGCAACCAGCAAAGCGACAACAAUCGACCGAAUCUCUAACAAAGAAGUUCGAGCGUGUGGCCAAAUUCGACCGCCAGCUGGAGGCUUUGGAGACUGGAGUAGGUUUCCAGCUAGACUCGCAAGAUUCCUCAGAUAGUGUCAACAUUUUCGCAAAACCCAACAACGACUUCGAAGAGUUCGACAAACUGUUCGAAGGCGAUCGGCCUUCGCUGCUAUCAACCGGAAGUGUCAAAAAGACGGUCACCAUGGACGAUCAAAUAAUUUACAUCAACCGAAAACCAAACCUCCGCUUUUCGUCCUCCUCUUCGAUCGAAUCAGCGGGCGAACGAAGUGCGACUCCACCACCACCUCCUCCACCCCCUCCACCAUUACCUGCAGCGCCAGUAUAUCAACCCAAAAGUACGGUCAAAAUUCAAGACUAUUAUGAGAAACAAUUGCAGCGAGUUCGGUACGUUUCGGCACCAUCGCCCUCGCAGUGCACUGACGACGACGCCAGAUGGAUGCCGGAAGAGGUGGCCUCCGGCCCCGAAGAGCUGCACGAAGCCAUCAACAAUAAUAUAGUGCUUCCUCUAUAUUUAAUUAACAGUACUGACGAUGCGGUCGUAAAACCGACGACGAUCAGCGAAACCUAUAAUCAACCACCCCCCGAUCCUAUCGAUCGUUUCCCGUGUAAUAAUAAUCUCAGUAACAACAAUACUACUACCCCUACUAGCUAUAGGAACAGUUCCGCCGGAAGUGCUACCAGCAGCGGAGGCGGGGUUUUCAUAGUGGGCGAAACGUUCAAGCGAACCGCCGAAUCGACGGUGACGCCGACGCCCCUCACCGCGCAGCGGCAGCAAGUAAGGCGUUAUAUUAAUUACAAGUUCGAUGAUUACUGUCAUAUCACUAAUAACAACAACAACAACCAGAACAACAACAACAACAACUAUAGUAUAACGAGCAGUAACGGCAGCGAAAGUCAACCGCCGGGAAGAAGGCGUCCUUCGCCGCGGAAGUUCAAUAUAAAUGACUUUCACGACAACUGCUACAACGAGGAAGGUGUCAUAAUAAUCUAA